Molecule: messenger RNA, 1242 nt
Organism: Prunus armeniaca (apricot)
Lineage: Eukaryota; Viridiplantae; Streptophyta; Magnoliopsida; Rosales; Rosaceae
Source: the annotation of a GenBank genome assembly
AUGGAAAUGGCCACUUGUUUCUCUUCCACUUCCUCAUCGUCCUCGUCCGGCCUUGCCACCAAAUUGGGAAGCGGAUGUGAUCAUAUCCCUCAUCAUGCCCAAACCCAAAUCAACGGCUAUGGUUCCUUCUUGGGGUGCCGUCGGAGGAGCAGAGUAAGAGCAGUAGUGGUCGCAGGUGGCUCAGCCUCAUCUUCUACCAAGAAGACUGCUGUCAAUGGCUAUGUGGGUCCAGGCAGCUCCGCUGACAGAUUAAUCUCCACUUGGAGCGAUUCUUGUUUGGUGGUACCUCCACCCACUGGCAAGAAGCCUCGCGCCAUCAUCAAAUUCUUGGGUGGUGCCUUCAUUGGAGCUGUUCCUGAACUUACUUACAGCUACUUAACUGAGCUAUUGGCAAAAGAUGGGUUUCUUGUUAUAUCAGUGCCAUACAAUGUGACCUUUGAUCAUGUCCAAGCUGCUGCACAAGUGUAUGAGAGGUUCAAUGCCUGCUUGGACACCAUCUUAGCUUCUGGAUUGCCCAAUGCCAAUCUAUCACCUGCCCAACUUGCUCAACUUCCUGUGUUUUCUGUUGGCCAUAGUAAUGGCGCGCUUCUUCAAGUACUUGCAGGGAGCUAUUUCUCUGAUAAAGUCCCAAAGGCCAAUGCCAUAAUCGCAUACAACAAUAGACCAGCGACAGAGGCUGUGCCUUACUUUGAGCAGCUAGGUCCUUUAGUUAAUCAGAUGGUGCCUAUUGUAGAAGCAUCUCCGGUUUCAUCAAUGGCUAGGACUGCCUCAGGAGAUGCAUGGAAGGCACUGGUUGAUGCAGCUGGAGCAAUGCUACCGGACAAUCAGGAAACUCUAAGUUCGCUGACUAAAUUUGUUGAUCAGCUACCUUCAGUGCUAAAUGAGGUAACGCAAGGGAUAUCGGAAUUUAAGCCAACACCCUCUGAAAAUCGUGUUUUCUUUAAAAGCUCGUACAAUGUCAAACACACACUACUGGUGAAGUUCAAUUUCGAUGCAAUUGAUGAGACAGAUACUCUUGAAGAGACAUUGAAGCCUCGUGUGGAAUCUAUUGGCGGGACACUAGAAAAGGUCGAAAUAAGUGGUAACCAUAUCACACCAUGCAUACAGGAGCCAAAGUGGCAAGUAGGGAACGUGUACACGCCAGCUGAUGCUAUUGCUCAGAGUCUCAAGACUCUUUCUCUAAAUGACGUUAGAGUCCUAUCAAGAACUAUAAGCGACUGGUUCAGAGGCUUUGAAGAUUGA